CCAGACACCCAACACCCCACUGUGUACUUCCCAUUGACUUUGAGAUGCUUCUGAAUCUACUCCUGAAGUUGAACAAAUGAGUGAGGGUUGCUGCUGAAGAACCUCUCAGAUCAGCAAGUUAGCUCCACCGCAGGCGUCAAGAAUCACUCCUACUACCGAGGAACAGGCAAGGCACACCUCUCCUUGUUAUACGAAUUUGAUCUUGAUUUAUAGUUUGUAUAUGGAUUACCAAGGGAACAAAGUAAGGGAUUUCCUGCAUGCUAAUGGAAAUGUGGUGCUCGAAAGAGUGGAUAACAACUCUGAUCUAAGAUCUUUCACUCAAAAAGAGAUAGAAGACAUCACCGAUGGGUAUUGCACCGUCCUGGGAGAAGGGGGUUUUGGCAAGGUUUACAAAGGAAAACUAGAUUACCAUCGUCCAGUCGCAGUGAAGAGAUACAAAAAUGGAACCAAGAAAGAAGAGUUCGCCAAGGAAGUGAUAGUGCAUUCCCAGAUAAAUCACAAGAAUGUUGUCAGACUGUUAGGUUGCUGCACGGAGGAAAAUGCGCUUAUGAUUGUUAUGGAGUUUGUAUGCAAUGGAAACCUCGAGAGCAUUCUUCACUGCAAUAAUGCAAAUGGUCCUGCUGCAUUCCCUUUGGACAAACGUUUGGACAUCGCUAUUGAGUCCGCUGAAGUAUUAUCAUGCAUGCAUUCAAUGUAUAGUCCUGUCCUUCAUGGUGACAUCAAACCUGCUAAUAUACUUCUGGACGAGAAUCUUCGGCCAAAGAUAUCGGAUUUUGGGAUAGCAAGAUUGCUUGCUGCUGAAGAGAAUCAAUAUACCAGAUCUGUCAUUGGCUGCAUAGGUUACGUUGACCCUUUAUUCUGUCAGAGUGGGAUCCUAACUCCAAAGAGUGAUGUAUACAGUUUUGGAGUUGUUUUACUGGAAAUUAUCACGCGAAAGAAAGCUGUGGAUGGGAAUAUUAUCCUAGCUCAAAGUUUCACCGAAGCCCUGAGGAAAGGGAAAAAGGUGAGACAAAUGUUUGAUGUGGAAAUCGCAAAUGAUAGAAAGAACAUGAAAUUGCUUGACGAUAUCGCAAAACUAGCAGCUGAAUGCUUGAAACUGGAGGAAAAAAUGCGCCCAGAAAUGGUUGAAGUAGCUGACAGACUUAGAACAGUUAGAAAAGCUUUCCAUCAGCGCAAGGGCAAAAAUUCUACAGGUACCAACUCCGAACUUACGAGAAGUGUAAAGGCAGACAAAAUUCUACCACUUGUGGUGUCGACCAUUUCCAUGGAUGAACUGAAGGAAAUAACCAAUAACUUUAGCAAUCGUGCUCUAAUAGGAGAGGGCUCAUCGAGUAAAGUGUUCUUCGGAGUGCUGAAAGAUGGACAUACAUCCGCAAUCAAGAUGCUUGAUCCUGAUGAAGAAAUUAUUUUGGAGGUUCCGGAGGUCUCAAGAUUCAAACAUACGAACGUUACUCAGCUUCUCAGAUACCGUGAUGAACGAGGCAACCGUGUUCUUGUUUACGAGUACACAUCCAGGGGGUCUUUGCACGAUAUUCUCCACGGUAAAAAGAAUGUUAUUGGAGCCAAACCAGGACCGGUUCUAUCAUGGGCGCAACGAGCGAAGAUUGCCCUAAGUGCUGCAAUUGGGCUUGAGUUCCUCCACGAGAAGGCACGGCCGUGCAUUGUCCACACUUGCAUCAAGUCCAGCAACAUACUUCUCUUUGACAAUGACCUCGCAAAGAUUGGCGGUGUUGGUAUUCACAGACAGCCCCCUGAAUACGUAGAUAAUAUCCUUUUGGAUCGUAUGGGUCCUCCUCCAGAAUCCGGUUACGAUGCGCCUGAUUAUGCAAUGGUGGGGUACUUCAACACAAAAAGCGAUGUCUACAGCUUCGGUGUCGUACUGCUAGAACUUUUAACAGGUCGGAAGGCAUUUGAUCGUACAUCAUUAACCGGGGGCCAGCAAACACUCGUGAUAUGGGCUAGACCAAAACUUAUUAGCGAAUCCAAAGUACAUCUAUGGGUCGAUGGGAGGCUUGGAGGAGAUUACCCUCCCAUGGCUGUCGCCAAGAUGGCCGCAGUCGCGCGGCUCUGUGUUCAGUACAACCCGAAGAUCCGGCCAGACAUGAGCGUCGUCGUCGAGGCUCUGACGCCGCUGGUGAGGCCUCUCGCAAGCACCUCAAGCAAUCUUUCCAGCGCUGCUGGAGCAUCUGGAGUGUGAGACGUCGCCUUCUCUAUCAGUGAAAUAGCACGGGAUGUGGUUUUGUGGCCGGGACACGAAAUCUACAAUUGAAACAUCAUGUAAGCUUAUCGCGUCUACUUGGACUGUAUAUUUAACAUGGUCUCAAACAGCCUAAUCUCAUAAUUACUCCUCAGAAGAGUAGACCAGAUCUACCUUUCACCAUACAACCAAAUAUGGAGUAACUGUUCUCAAAUGGAAAAACUGUAAC
Molecule: messenger RNA, 2426 nt
Organism: Lolium perenne
Lineage: Eukaryota; Viridiplantae; Streptophyta; Magnoliopsida; Poales; Poaceae
Source: RefSeq, a predicted model, not a curated record